This is a messenger RNA of Danaus plexippus (monarch butterfly), 3327 nucleotides long. RefSeq names its product FERM domain-containing protein 5 (gene Frmd5). Gene Ontology annotation, cellular component: cytoskeleton. Gene Ontology annotation, molecular function: cytoskeletal protein binding. The transcript has 13 exons. NCBI's taxonomy places the organism in Eukaryota, Metazoa, Arthropoda, Insecta, Lepidoptera, Nymphalidae. The record is from RefSeq and is a predicted model, not a curated record. Bases 97 to 1725 code for a protein of 542 amino acids.
AAAAUCACGAAGUUCAGAAUGAAAUAUUAAAAAAUAUAUAUAUAUAAUUAUAAUCAACCGUGUAUUUUUGUUUUAAUACUUAUCAACCAACUCAGUAUGUUUAAGAGUCGAGGUGAUAGCAAUAUUGUUUAUAAAUGUACUGUGAGACUACUAGAAGAUACUGAAAUAUUAGAAUGCGAAUUUCACCCAUCUUACAAGGGUAAAUUCCUGUUAGAACAUGUUUGCCAACAAUUAAAUCUGACUGAAACUGAUUACUUCGGCCUCCGAUAUGUGGAUGGAAAUGGUCAAAGGCAUUGGCUGCAUUUAGCCAAAGUUAUACUGAAGCAAGUAAAAGAUGCCUCACCCAUAUUAUUUAGUUUUCGGGUAAAGUUUUACCCACCGAACCCUCUACUGCUGAAGGAGGAUGUAACGAGAUUUCAAAUAUAUCUCCAGUUAAAACGUGACUUACUUCAUGGCAGGUUAUAUUGUACGGCAAACGAAGCUGCUAUGCUUGGAGCACUUAUAAUACAAAUCGAACUUGGCGACUAUGAUCCGAAUAUUCACGUUGGUAACUACGUCACGGAGAUGAAGAUACUGUUACGACAAACCGACGCUAUUGAGGCCAGGAUACAGGAGCUACAUCGUGAGUCUAUAGAGGGCGCUACUGGCGGCGGCGCGUGUACAGACGGCGGAGUCCGAGGUCUGUCCACACAGGAGGCCGAGCAGACCUUUCUACGUUUAGCGUGCACCUUCGACACGUACGGAGUAGACCCUCAUCCUGUCAAGGACCAUCGUGGUAACCAACUGUACUUGGGCAUCAACCACACCGGGAUCCUGACAUUCCAGGGCAGUCGGAAGACACAUCACUUCAAGUGGGCCGAAGUCCACAAGAUAAACUUCGAGGGUAGAAUGUUUAUUGUGCACUUAAAUUAUCCCGAGAAGAAGCACACAGUCGGUUUCAAAUGUCCAAGCGGAGCCGCGUGCCGGCACGUGUGGUGCUGCGCCAUAGAACAAAUGCUGUUCUUCACGCUGGCGUCAUCUUCCGAGGCGUGUGUGUACUCCGGCGGCGGUCUGUUCUCGUGGGGAACUAAGUUCAAGUACGCGGGGAGAACUGAGAGGGAAAUAUUAGAGAGAGACGGACUUCUGGCUACCACUAGAGACGAUCAGGAGGAAGGUUCCAGUGUGGGCGGGAAGAGAAAAGCAUCGAGUGUUCCAGCGACCCCGUCCACACCGAUGACCGGAGACUUUGGUUACUCAAGCCUGCCCAGGUCGACUCACAGUGCUCCCUUAGAAGAAAGUGCAGUGGACGGUGACCUCUGUGUCGGAGGCUGUUUGUUGGGAGGACCCGCUGUGGACAUAGCGCUGACCUGCUGCGAUCACCUCAGACACAGCGAUGAUAAACCACCGUGUCCCGAAUACAGCCCGCGCGAUCCGUUCGAACACUCGUCGAGUGAGUCAGCGGCGACGACCCACGUGACCUACGUGUCGCAGACCUCUCACGCGGCGGAGGAGUGGCGCCCGCCGGCCCUGCAGCCUCCUCCGCGGCCCUUCAACCUCCUGAGGGCGUUCGUACCUUCCUUCCUAUUCGUGUGCCUCUCGCUUUCCCUCGCCAUCCUCCUGCUCUUCGAGACCGACUGGCCCCUACUCCGGCCUCUCAAACGCAAACCCGAACUGGUUUCGCUUAGACACCACUACUACGCUCCCCUAAAGGAGUAUCUCAAGAAGAAAAUCGUCGAGUUAUUCUGAUGCGCCCUCUGUUGACUGAGUUUUGUAUACCGGUGGAGUCAAUUCUGAAGUGUCAAAAAAAUAUUUUCGACACCUUUUACGGAAUCCCGAUGUUUUUGCAUUUAAUAUAGUAUUUAUCGAUUAUACAUUAUUAUAUUAUAACGUUACGCAUGUAACAGUCCGCGUUACGCUUGUAUGUUUCCGUCGUGAGAACCUCUGUCGCGCGCACUUCUUGUGAUAGUUUGAAACUUCCUCAUGACGAAUUCUCGACACGUAUUAAUUGUUAUUUAUAUGCGUAGUGUAUGUCGUGAAGAGAUAUUAAAAUCUAUUAUAUUUAAGUUGAAAAUUUAUAAGCUAACGUGCACUUAGCUUGACGCACACUAAAUGUGAACGGUAGUUGUGAUAGUUAAUGUUUGUCCUCACGGGAAAUCGUACAAAUAGCGCAAGGCUUUCUAGAAUAGUCCUUUAUAAUAUUGUACGGGCAUUACAUGGAAUCUCGUAUAAUCUAUAUAGAUCUUUAUACAUAAUGUUCUUUAUAACAUUCCAUUUUAAAACGGCACUGAUUUAUAUUUUUCACUCGCAUCAUUAUUAUUAGAAAAUUAAUUUUUAAGCAAUGUAUUUUUUUUUUCGAAUUUUUAAUACAUUAUGUACUUAUGAAUGAAUCUCGAAAGUUCCUUACAAUUUUUUUUUUGUGAAGUACUCAGCAAAAACAUUUUAAGUAAUCUCACAUUUGUAGGUUAUAUUAUGUGAUUGUAUUUACAAAUAAUUUGUACCUGAUGGUAUUGGAAUUAGUUGUAUGCCUUAUUAGUGUUACUAAUACUAGACUUAAAACGCUUCCUCCCCUAGUCACCUAUAGUUUUUCGGUUAAUUUAUUCUUUAAAUAUAAUAAAAUCUAUUUAAUUAUAACUAAGCUUAUUUAUGCACAAGAUUAUUUUAUUUUUUUUACACCUUCACAAUUAACAUUAUUUGAUAGUCUUUAUUUUUAUAAUUUUGUAUUUAUUAUCUGUGGUAUUAAUUUUUCUCGUUACAAAUUUAUUUACAUAUGUAACAAUAAAUGUACAUUCUUAGGUCGAGUCUACACUAUAAAGCGGAUCUUAAUUUAUUCUUCUCAUAAAAUAUGAAUAGUUCUAUAUAUGAUGAAUAUGAACAAAAAUAUUAGAUUUGGUUUUUGUCCAUCAAGAGAACUGUUGUAUAGUGUAUUCAGAGCCUAUUGUCAAAUGAGAUUUUAAAAGGAUUAUACAUCUGUAUUGUAUCAGAGCCGAACUUUUACAUAAAUCUGAUGUAAAUCUUCGCAAUAUUUAAAAUAUAUGCUUACAUUUGUUUUGUACUUAUUAGGAAAUGUUAUUUUUAUACUUUAACGCGCCUUUUGCAAGAGCUAUAUAGCAUUAAGGAAGUUUUAUUACGUAGUUUAGUUUUUAGCUGGAAGAUUUGGGGAUGUAUUAUUUUUUUGUAAGGACUGACUGCGACGCGGAUGCCAAAUUGUGACGGACUUUUGUCUGGUCAUCAUCCCUGCAAACGGUCAGAUGUUUGCCAUUCCACAGCCGGCGUAUCUAGACACGACCAUCCGUUGUAUUACCUGAAUUUAGCACAAAACGUAAUUAAUAAACGUUCCGAUACGACAAA